Molecule: messenger RNA, 591 nt
Organism: Cordyceps militaris CM01
Lineage: Eukaryota; Fungi; Ascomycota; Sordariomycetes; Hypocreales; Cordycipitaceae
Exons: 3
Coding region: 1-591 (196 amino acids)
Source: RefSeq, a predicted model, not a curated record
AUGGCCGAGGUAAGCUCCGCCGGCGCCCCCUCCGCCAUCCUCGACAUCGUACUCUCCGUCGCCCGCUCCCUCUGGUCCGUCCAGUGGGGCCGGCACCUCGCCGGCGUCGCGCGCCUCAUCGCCCUGCCGCUGUCCCUCAUCACCGUGCCGCUGUCCUGGGUCGCCUCGGCGAUUCUCGUCGUCUCUGCGCCGCUCCUCUACCUGCUCGGCUUGCUCGCCGCUUCCGCUCAGAGCACAUACUCUCUGCUCGCCAGUCUCAAACCUCUGUAUAGCUUCCUAUCUGCUGCCGCGGGCAUCGGCAUCGUGGCUGGUGUUGUCCUCGGCGCCACGUCGUCCGUCAUCACGUCCCACCUCGGUAUGCAGGACCGCGACGAGGGUCGCUACGAUCGCGACCGCGACCGCGACUCCAUUGACUACUACGACGAAGGCGAUGACGACGAGAGGGACUACCUGUACGAUAGCGACAACUACCAUCUCAGCCCGCCGUCCUACCAAAAACCCAGUGACCGCGAUGUCGGGCCGAAGCGGCGCGUGGCCCACGGUCUGCUCUCACAAACGAUUCACGAAGAAGACGAUUCAUCCGGCGGCUAA